AUGGAAGAGAACUUCACUGAUCCUUCCUUCCAGGACAACAAAUGGAGUGAUAUUUCUACAAACCACAGUUACGGGUGCCACUGGGGAAAACCUGUGUACAUAUUCUACGUGGUGACUAUGACCAUCGCUGGCAUCGGCCUUCCUUUGACACUUGUGGCCAUCGUCGCUAUUUGUUCACUGGUACGAAAGGAUCACGUUGCUCCAAUAUACGUCAUCAACCUUCUCAUUUCUGACCUUAUUCAGCUCAGUGGCAUGAUCUCAAUGUCGUAUGAUAUCAACAAACACACCAUCUGUCGGUCAAUUAUUUUAAUUCAUGAGUUUGGAGUGACAGUCAGCAUUUUCUUCAUGGUGGUAAUCUCUCUGGAAAGGUAUUUAAUCACUGCCUGGCCACUGUGGUACAAAUUCAAACGAAACAUCAAGACAUCUGUGAUCGUCUCUGUGGUCGUCUGGCUCCUUCCUCUUUUAUACCUCCCAAUCGUUUUCUUUGCCAAUGAUUACACAGAAACCAUCAUUGCAUGUUUCCUGCUCCUCCCAUUCCCCCUGCUCAUAUUCUUCCUGGGUGGGACCCUCAAAGCUCUGUCUUCAGCCCGCAGUGUCCCCCCUGAUGAAAAACGGCGCAUUGUAGCAGUUCUGGUCCUGGUUUUGCUGAUUUACACUCUGCUGUUUCUUCCGCGAGUUAUUCUUUCCUUGUCAGAAAAGGACAAACGAUAUCAAAAUUUUGAAAUAUUGACCGUGCUUCCACUUUUCUUCAGUCCUUUGGCAGAUCUGUUUCUGUAUGUUUUCAUGCGGAAAGGGAUCUGUGACAAGCUUUUGGCCUCUCUGUGUUGUUGCAAAAUGGACCAUGAUGAUGGCACAUCACUGGAGUCCAGAGUCACUCCAGCCGACGAAGUGGCAGUCACUAACACCAGUGAUUUCCCCAAGCAAGACAAUACAUCUUCAAACAUAGUUAAAGCUACUUAA
Molecule: messenger RNA, 960 nt
Organism: Cololabis saira (Pacific saury)
Lineage: Eukaryota; Metazoa; Chordata; Actinopteri; Beloniformes; Belonidae
Product: G-protein coupled receptor 4-like
Exons: 3
Coding region: 1-960 (319 amino acids)
Biological process (GO): positive regulation of Rho protein signal transduction; phospholipase C-activating G protein-coupled receptor signaling pathway
Cellular component (GO): membrane
Molecular function (GO): G protein-coupled receptor activity
Source: RefSeq, a predicted model, not a curated record